Molecule: messenger RNA, 441 nt
Organism: Bipolaris victoriae FI3
Lineage: Eukaryota; Fungi; Ascomycota; Dothideomycetes; Pleosporales; Pleosporaceae
Exons: 1
Source: RefSeq, a predicted model, not a curated record
CCCACCCACCCACACACACACACAUCCACCCACCCAUCCAUCCACCCAUACACGCCCACACACUCGCUUUCGUCCACUUCCGCCUGCCAGGGGACGGCCACGCUUGGGCUUCUCGGCGACCAGCCGACCACUCACCAACGCUCCUUUUUCCCCACCACGCAGGACCCGUUGUGCAGGCCUACGAAAGAGAGAGCGAGACCUCGCAGAGACCCUGAGUCUGCUCUCGCCAUCCCUCCCUGCUGCUGCUACACUAUUGCUGCCGUCACUGCCGCCAUCGCCGCCCCUCGCCCAACUCCACCCCAAGCCAUCCUCACGCGCCGCCGCUUGUCCGCCGCGCGUGUCUGUGUGCCCAGCAGCAACAGAGCAACAGCAGCAGCAACAGCAUCUCCAUCUUCCAUCCCUCCCUUACCUUUUCUUGGUCAGACCUCCGCCAGCCGGUAG